This is a messenger RNA of Didymodactylos carnosus, 4694 nucleotides long. The record is from the annotation of a GenBank genome assembly. NCBI's taxonomy places the organism in Eukaryota, Metazoa, Rotifera, Eurotatoria, Philodinida, Philodinidae.
AUGACGACUCCCUCCGACCAAGAUUUUUAUAUUCUCAAUAUUAUUGGUGAUUUAAAGCGUUUAGUCGAACGCCCUCAAAAUCAUUUAGCUGUUGUGGAUGCAUUUCGUGUAUUUUAUAGUAUUUCUAUUGUAUUGCUUCAUAGUGUCACAUUGGUCACAAUAUUUCUUCCACCAACCGGUAUUUACAGUUGUAAGUUUACCAGUGAUCCAAGAUUUAUUCAAGCGCUAUUUGGUGUAAAUCAAGUUGAUGUAUUCUUUGUGUUAUCCGGUUUAAUGUUAGGUUUACAGUUACUUCCAUUGAUUCAAUCAUCGUCAUUCAAUCUAAAGAAAUUUUUACAUAUGAUUUUGUCUAGAAUAUUAAGGUUUUAUCCAACUCUAAUAGUAACAUUAAUCUAUACACAUUAUUUUAUUGGUGAACCAAUUGAAAUUAAAAAUAUUUUGUCUUUGCUAUUAUUUAAUCGAAAUACAAGAUAUAGUAUUAAUAAUUUAACACUCUUUACGUGUCAUUUAUGGUCUAUAUCAACUGAUUUUAAAUUUUUUGUUUUAUUUACUUUAUUUGGUUGGUUAUUGUCAGUAAUUAAGAAUAAGAAGUAUUUUAGUCGAAUAUUAAAAGUUUUAUUAUAUCUACUUUACUUUAGUAAUUGCAUUAUUUGCUAUUAUAUAUUUUCAAUAUAUCCAAAUGAUAUAGCAAAACUUGUUGGAAAAAAUUUUAACUUAUUAUUUAGUCAUACGGAGGAAACCUAUGCUGCGACAGUAAAACGUUAUAAUUUAACUUAUUAUACAAAAGCGGAGCGUAACUACAGUGAUAUUGAACAAAAAAGUAAUUUAAUUUAUUUUGAGCAGUUAUAUGUACCGGUAUAUACGAGAUAUGGAACAUUUAUUGUUGGUGUAAUUAUUGCUAUGCAUUUAUUGACGUUAAACAACAGUCAACAACAAGAACAGCAAAGCAAGGCCCGCAUAUUACUGAAAGUGAUUUGCAAAUAUGUGUUAUUAAGUAUUGGUUUUGUAAUAAUAGCAAGUGGACUUAUCUCAACAUCAAGGACAACAGAUUGCGACGAAAUUCAAACACUUCCAUUAGCCAUAAUUAUAUUUUUCUUUUGUUUCUUUAAAUUAAUUUAUGGUGCUGGUGUUGGUUUUAUCCUAUAUUGUGUACUAGUACCGAAUAAGCAUCCAUUUCAUACACCAUGGUUAAAGUAUCUAUUUUCAUUGCAAAUAUUUUAUCCAUUAUCACAAUUAUCAUUUGGUUUAUAUGUAUUUCACAUUCCCAUACUCUUAACAAUCUUUAUUUAUUAUAUUAAGCCAAAACCCGAACAAAUUACCAUUGAAUUAGCCUGCAAUGUUUUCAUUCUUACUUUAUUAAUUGGUUUUGUGGCAUCAUUAUUAAACUAUUUAUUCAUUGAACAACCAUUUCAUAGAAUUAGACAUGAUUUUUUCAAAAAAGAAAGAAUACAUAUCACUCACAUUGUUCAUAGUGAAAAGCAAGAGUAAACCAAAUAAAACUGUCGUAUAUAGAACAUUACAUUAAAGUAAAGACAGAAAUAUAGUUUUAUAUAUAUAUAUAUAUAUGUCCAUUGGGUGCUUUUCUUUCAUUUGUACUUUAAUCCCUCUUAACAAACGGAAUGAAAAGUAAAACAAAUUCAGAUAAAAUCAUUCUGUUUUUGUUCUAUCACUUUCCUCAAUAAGCUUUCCGUCAUAAUUAUCAAAGAUGUUUUUUUAAAGAGAUUGUCGAAAGUCGUUAGGUAGUCAGAUGUAUACCGACCGAAUCAAAGAUUUUGAAAGAAAGCUGAAUGAUCUAGCUACAGGAUCCUCUCACCGUAUAACUGAAAGAAACUUAACUCAUGGACUUCUCACAUAUUGCAAACCGACGCCAAAAUGUCAUCGCAAACUACCCUCUUGAAAUCAUCUGCCUUUCGAAAUUAUCUACUGAAUAUACAUGAUAGUGUGUGUACAGUUUUAAUUCCAAAAUAUAUAAAUCCGAAUAUAUUUCGGUUUCAGAUAUGCCAGGAUUCCUAUGAAAUCCUACGAAAUACUAGGAGAAUCUUAUACGACCUUACGUAGGAUCUCAUAGGAUCUUACGACAAGAAAGUGUAGGAUAAAUCUAAGAUAAAGAAGUCGAAGCACGUUGAAAAAUCAACGUGACAUAUUUCUUCUCUCUUCUCCCUCGUGUACAUGUUUUCAUUUUAUUUGUUUUUUCUCUACGUAGAGUAAUAUAUGCAUCAUAUACGAACGAUUGCAACGAACGAAAGAUGGGAAAGAAAUGAAAGCACUAUUUCAAUCUGCGAUAAUAUCUUAAUAUGCUGAAUAUCUAAUUUGUAUAACGACACGAUAACCAUUUUUAGAUAUUCAUUCAACAUAGACAUCUCUUUCAACUAUUUACUAAUACAAUUCGGUCAUAAAUAACACAGACUGCUUUGUUUGACACUAGUCAACAGAAAAUUUACAUCACUAUUUGAUUAGGAAGUGUUGAUAUUUUACGAAAAACUAAAUGAAAUCGUUAUAUCUCGUGAGCCAUCCACUAAAAGCAAUCACUAUUGGUAAGGUUCAUGAGCAUAUGAGUAGGCCCAUAAUCACAUAAGACUGGAGCAGUUAGUUAUCAUGGCUCUUAAGGUCCGCGGGUAGAGUUAGUUUUUCUUUUCGAAAAAAAAUUUCUACUAGGAAAAAAAUUCAUCUAUCAAUGAAUAAACUCGAGGUUCAUUUGGAACUGAUUGCACUUAUUGGCGGCAUAGAAACUGCUUCAAUCUAAUACUUUAUUGAGUGAUAUGAUUGAUGUUGUCCGCUAAACGUGGUUAUCAGACCGAAGAAAUCGAAAAGCAUAUUUUUGUUAAUGGAUUUUCCAGAAGCCCUUUCCGAAAACCUUAGAGUUUUUUAAAAUUUAUGUCGAGAUCUCCUAUAAACAGGAUAUAGAAUAAAAAAAUCAAUACAUUCCUAUGUGAAUUUCGGAAAAUCAAAGCUAGUUUUUCAAAGAUCUUCUGAAAAACCCGUUUCAAAAGUUUUUCUGCAAUUCAGUUUUACUUACAAAACAUGAACGAUGUCUAGGUGUUUCAGUGGACGACAGGAUAAAACGCUUGCACAUAUUCAAAGAUAUAUGCAUAUCUCAUACAAAGAUCAGUGAAAGUAUGUUAUUAUCCUGAACUCAAAUCAAUGACCCACUAAAUGAUGGUGAAUUCUUGAUUUAUUUUAUAGAUCUAAUUUAUUGUAGGAUUUAGUUGCAGAAAGCUUCGGACUAGUAACGGCAAAUUUUCAUUCGUUAAAUGAUAGAAACGAUAAUUUAACUUGUUUGAUAAAUCUUUUGUUUUUUCUAUUUUUUUGUUACCCACAUGUAUAAUGUGACCAUAAAUUGUGUUUUCUGGUUGUUGUUGUGGGUAGUUCGUUUAUUGUAUCAUAACUGGUGGUUGAAAAAUAUAUUUAUCUCUGAUGAAACUCACCAUUCUUAAAUUGCUUAAAACAUUGUUGUAGGCAUUCAUGAACGUUGAUUUGGUGAUUGGAAGUUUCAAUGGAUAACAAAUGAUUAAUAUUCUAUCUGUGAUAAUACAAAAGUCGAAUACCAUUUUUAUGUCUGAAUUUGCAGUUGUACAUAGAGAAAUAAUGUUGUGUGUUGAAUUUUUUCUAAACGACAUAAAAGCAAACAUCAACACUGCAAUUGUUUUAAUUAAAAUGUCGAUAGUAUUUCAGCACGAAAAAUCGAAAAAGAUUAAAGUAGUGGUUCUGGUAAAGAAAAUUGAGAAUUACGGGCACAAUUGCGAAUUUUUUUCGCGUGUGACUGAAAAAAAAUGCAUUUUCUCAGCCAUGAAACAGAGUUUUAAAAACGGCUCUUCAUACUGUUUUUGCCCGUGUAAAGACGAAUCAAAUGCAGUGUAAAUCAGGGCUCCGUCUCUUAACGGAAAAAACUAGAUAGGUUUGCGAAAAUUUUUGGCGCCCUUCAAGGUCUCUUUGAUUAUGAAUUUUUUAUUGGCCUUAUGAUAUUGGAUCAAGCUCUAAAUAAUAUUUCUAGAGUCUGUUUCAUACGGGGAGUCAUAUGCAGAUUAUGAAUUCGGUCAAUGAAGAAGCAUUAGAAAAAAAUGAAGGGUUGGUGAAUUAUUGAAAAUCGUCCUCAACAACGCACAAUAAUUCCCCAACUUACACAUUUCAAAACAACAUCGUCCGAAUGAUUCAAAAGUUUCUUUUAUAUAUCAAUUAAUUCAGAAUUAUCAACCGUACAAAAUAAUUUGUUUUUUGGUUAAACUGGACUAGCGAUUUCUAGAUCCAAAAUACUGAAAACAAGCACGUUUGAAAAAAAUCGGUACUCCCAGUUUUUGCCUUGUGGUCACACAGAGUGCUGGCUUUGGCUGUACCUUAGUCCACUGAUUUGUAGAGGAAAUUCUCUUUCAUAUGACAUGUAGGGGUCAAGCUGUUUCUGAAAUGUUAAACAAACGUUGAUUUCAUCGAAAAAUGGAGCUACUGGUAAUGAUUAAGAAGUUAAGGAGGGGGAUCCACCCCCAUAUAUGUACCUUCAAACUUUGUCAGUUUAAAGAGGACACCUGACUACAUAUAUCCUUAAGUUCUUUUGAUGAACUGAUAAGUAUUGGCAAAAUUAUUAAUUAAUUAAGUUUAAAUUUUAAUGAAAAUUUAAAAUCCUAGUCCCUAUUUUAAAAAAACUUGUAGCUUAGUCCAAAAGAAUCGUAGAAAAGUCAUUUACGCAUUGCUUGAUAGUCCAU